GCCCUGUUGUUAACUGUUAUGACAAGCCGAGGCCUCGGACUAAAUUAGGAGCGAAGCCGCUGUCUCUGUCCGGCCAAAUCCGUAAUGGAGGGCAUGGACCUGGACCUGGACCCGGAGCUCAUGCAGAAAUUCAGCUGCAUGGGCACAACGGACAAAGAUAUCUUAAUAUCGGAGUUUCAGAGGCUUCUGGGCUUCCAGCUAAACCCCGCAGGAUGCGCCUUCUUUCUGGAUAUGACUAACUGGAAUUUACAGGCAGCCAUCGGAGCCUAUUAUGACUUUGAAAGUCCAAACAUCAGUGCACCAUGUAUGUCCUUUGUAAAGGAUGUGACAAUUGGUGAGGGAGAGUCAGUUCCUCCUGACACACCUUUCACAAAGACCUGGAGGAUACAAAACACAGGCGCAGAGUCGUGGCCUCCGGGGGUUUGUCUGAAGUAUGUUGGAGGGGAUCAAUUUGGUCAUGUAAACAUGGUGAUGGUGCGGUCACUGGACCCCCAGGAAAUGGCUGAUGUCAGCGUGCAGAUGCAAAGCCCUGUUUCUCCUGGCAUGUACCAGGGUCAGUGGAGAAUGUGCACAGCUACUGGACUUUACUAUGGAGAUGUGAUCUGGGUGAUUCUGAGUGUGGAGGUCGGGGGUCUCCUAGGCGUCACACAGCAGCUAUCUUCCUUCCAAGCAGAGUUCAGCACCCAGCCUCAACGCAGUCUAGAAGGAGGCUACAACCCCUUCGCAUCACCACAGAAGAACAAGUGCCCCAACAGCAACAACAACAGUUUCCAUGAUGACAGAGGUCCUAAUCUGCUGCAACAAGAUCAGAAUGGACUUUCACACAACUCUGUAGAUUUAGUAGCAAACAGUCUACAAAACAAUCUAUCAGUAGUCUCUUAUAACCAGGGUAUACAGGAGCCCUAUUCUUCUGGGCAAUCUUAAACCAUUGGGACUUGUCACAGUGAAGCAGCACUAAAUUGUACCUCUGGAGUCUGUCACACCAGUAAGACAACAAGGAUGCUUUAACAGUAGCUGGUUUGAGAGUCCGUAGAUUGAAAACUUAACAAUUUAUGCAAAGUCACUCUCGACUUCAGCUACACUUGGAGAAACCAGAGGCCAACCAACCUGACGUGCAGCUCAAACAUCCCACACCCAUUGUAUGCACGUGUGAAUGCUAAGUUAAAAUGAGUGCUAUGAGUCUAUUGAGUGAUCACUUUUUUUUUUUUUUUUUUUUUUUGAUUUUUUUUUUUAGUUGUCAGUGUAAAUGAAAUAGUGAUGACAGGUGUGUGUAAUUGUAAAAUGUUGUGAAUAUGUGUGUGUAUGUGUGUGUGCAUGUGUCUGUGUGUAUCGGAAAAGAAAAAACAUAGGAGGAAAAGCCAUUUAUUUUUGCCAACUGAUUCUCCAACUUCUGCUCUGACUCUUGGUGUAUUCAUUGGGCUACUGGGUUGCUCUCUGUCUAAAUCUUACAAAUCGGAUGUCUCUUGACACAAACCAUUGGAUAUCAUUAUUUACCCUUAACUGUUUUUUUUAAUGCUGAAUAGAAGAGACAUCUUUUCAUUAUUGCAAAUACAGCUGAGUUUUCCUCAUGGCAUGUUCUUAUUGAGGUAAAGUCAGAUGCCAAUUGAUGAGUGGGCUAUUAUGUUACCUCCUUGGUAAUAAGGUAAUAAAUAUUAGAAGACUGAGGGGCAGUGGUGGAGGUAUGUACUCUCCCUGAAGUGUCCUUGUAGUACCAGCAAACUUGGAUGCAAUGCAGUUUUCCUCCACUAGAUGGAGCCAGCAGUCACUACUAUUAACCUGAAGAUAAGAACACUGAGAAACUGGUUUUAUAUUAGAAUAGCUUCUAUUAUUUUAGCUAGGGCUUUGAUGCUGUACACUCUAAUGAUUUAAAAAGUAAAAUAAAGAGGUUUUUUUUAUCAUUCACUGGUAUAUCAAGAAUGCUCCUUCAGUGUAAAUCUGAUAUCAAAGGUUACCAGCAGUCAGUGACAUUUACUUCCCAUACAUUUAUUAGUUAUUUAUAGCUUUUAAUUCCAUCAACAUUUGCAAUAUUAAAUGACUAUUUGAUAAUACCGCAGUAUUACUGGUCACAUGACAUUCACAGGUUCUGUCUUAUAGCCAAAUAAUGUCAGAGCCGAAGCUAAUUUCAUCAAGUGGCAUGUUAAUUUUGCAGGAUUGAACAUGGUUUUAACCCUGCAUAUGUCGUCCAUACCACUAUCUGGACCCUAUCCCAGCAUGCAUUGGGCGAGGGAGCCGUAUCUUUAAUAAUCCCCUUAGUUGUCCAGAAUAACAACAUGCUGAAUUUAACCCAACAUGAACAGCAGUGAUUGGUUGAACUGCUGUUUUUAUGUUAAGUUGAAUGUACCUAAUGAAUGUAAAAGAGGAGAAUGUUGUAAUAAACAUUUGGUUGCCCAAAGAUUCUACAUAUACAGUAGUUGAAGCAUUUAACUGGCAUUUUAAAUAUUUUAACACAUUUCUGCUUAAGUUAAAGAAUGUUCCCGCUGAUCAUUCAUAUCUGUAAAAACAAAUUAGGAAUUACAGAAACAAUAGGAACACUAUAACUUCAUAUUGGCUUGCACUAAGUGGCUGAUCUAUGCACUGACGAGGCCUAUGCACAUUUUUCUCCUCCACAUGUACAGUGAAGUCCUGAUGCUUUCUAUCAUUUUAUCUCACAGCCAGUAGAUUUGAGCAGUUGUCAGGUAAACACCCUUGUACAAACUGUAAGCUCCAGGGACACUGAACUAUGACCACAUGAUAAUACCAGCCAAUAUAACAAGUUGAUGUGAUAAAGUGGUGAUUUUUUUUUUUUUUUUGCAUUGUCUGUCCCAAAAUGUUAAUGCAGAUGACAUAUCGAGUGCAGUGUGUUUGAUUCUUUGUGUAAUAUCUCUGUGAAGUUUCCACAAGCCAGAUUGCAGAGUGAAUCAGUUGGCAUUAGACUCAUACAACAGGACAUUUAUGAGAGCGAGGAAGUGCAAACAGACGAAAGCUUUUUUUCCUGUAUGUUUGAUGAAUGUUUGUAUGAUUAAAUUAUCACUGAAAGCAAAA
This is a messenger RNA of Sphaeramia orbicularis (orbiculate cardinalfish), 3021 nucleotides long. Its product is annotated as protein ILRUN-like. The coding region runs from base 85 to 924 and encodes 279 amino acids. Gene Ontology annotation, cellular component: phagophore assembly site. Gene Ontology annotation, molecular function: ubiquitin binding. The transcript is spliced from 5 exons. Gene Ontology annotation, biological process: macroautophagy. Lineage: Eukaryota; Metazoa; Chordata; Actinopteri; Kurtiformes; Apogonidae. The record is from RefSeq and is a predicted model, not a curated record.